Argentina anserina (silverweed cinquefoil) is the source of this 1029-nucleotide messenger RNA. Its product is annotated as stem-specific protein TSJT1-like. The coding region runs from base 79 to 846 and encodes 255 amino acids. The record is from RefSeq and is a predicted model, not a curated record. The transcript has 3 exons. Lineage: Eukaryota; Viridiplantae; Streptophyta; Magnoliopsida; Rosales; Rosaceae.
UACUACUUCUCCAUUUGAGAUCUAUCUUUGUUUUGUUUUUGCCUUGUUUGUUCUUGAAAGAAGAAGAAGAAGAUCAAGAUGCUUGCCAUAUUCAACAAGGAAGUGGUGCAGCCACCGCAGGAACUCAACAGCCCGGCAACCCCGUCGGCCAAGAAGCCUAAGCAUCCUCAGGAAAUUGUUAAGGAUUUCAUGUCAUGCCAUGAUUCCAACAAUUCUUUCUCUAUUGGCUUUGGAAACAAGUCAUUGCUUGCUUAUGUUCGUCCAGAAAAUUCCUUCUCGAUGAAUCAGAGGUUGUUCUGUUCUUUGGAUGACAUAUACUGCGUUUUCUUGGGGAGCCUUAACAACCUCAACAGCCUGAUCAAGCAAUAUGGCCUGUCAAAACAAACCAAUGAGGCCAUGUUUGUAGUGCAGGCUUAUCGGACUCUCCGGGACCGGGGCCCCUACCCGGCCGAUCAGGUCAUCAAGGAUCUGGAUGGCAGCUUUGGAUUUGUGAUCUAUGAUAGCAAGGCCGGAACUGUUUUUGCUUCAUUGGAUGCUUAUGAAGGGGUUAGCCUAUAUUGGGGGAUUGCCGGAGACGGCUCCGUCGUGAUUUCCGACAACUUGGGGGUUUUGAAGGCAGGGUGUUCCAAGUCCUUUGCUCCAUUCCCAACUGGGUGCAUGUUCCACAGUGAGCAGGGUCUCAUGAGCUUUGAGCAUCCAACAAGGAAGAUGAAGGCGAUGCCUAGGAUUGACAGUGAGGGGGUCAUGUGUGGGGCCAACUUCAAGGUUGAUGCCCACUCAAAGCUUCCGAAUAUGCCACGUGUCGGAAGUGAAGCCAACUGGGCUGCUUGGGGACAACAAACCUAGAGUUUUUCAGGACCUAGAAAUUUGAUGACAGAAUUUUCACCUCAUUUGGAACUUAUGUUUAUCUGAAAUUUUACUUUACUUGGCUUCAUUUUGGUUAUUCAUGUAUAUAUUCCUUCCUUUUUUUUCACCUUCGGACGACUGACUCUGUACAAAUACAUGAAUGGAGUAAUUUUUCUGGAUCAA